AUGCCGCUAAUCAAAGACCUAUUAGCAGAGGUGACCAAGGGAAAAGUUUUUUCCAAGUUAGACCUCCGGGAUGCGUACUUCCGGGUGCGCAUCAAGGAGGGAGAUGAGACGAAAUCCGCUUUUAACACUCCUCUGGGGCAAUUUGAAUAUCUGGUUAUGCCGUUCGGCCUUCAAGGGGCUCCUGGGGUCUUCAUGAACUUAAUCAACGAGGUGUUACAUGAACAUUUGUUUAAGGGGGUGCUUAUUUACCUAGAUGACAUUUUACUGUACUCCCCCGACCUCCCCUCCCAUGUCAAACUGGUCCGGAAG
Messenger RNA from Gekko japonicus, 309 nucleotides. RefSeq names its product RNA-directed DNA polymerase homolog. The record is from RefSeq and is a predicted model, not a curated record. Lineage: Eukaryota; Metazoa; Chordata; Lepidosauria; Squamata; Gekkonidae. The transcript has a single exon. The annotation marks the transcript as partial.